Molecule: messenger RNA, 2245 nt
Organism: Chaetomium strumarium
Lineage: Eukaryota; Fungi; Ascomycota; Sordariomycetes; Sordariales; Chaetomiaceae
Product: DUF2407 C-terminal domain-containing protein
Exons: 3
Coding region: 155-2245 (696 amino acids)
Cellular component (GO): Dsc E3 ubiquitin ligase complex; endoplasmic reticulum
Source: RefSeq, a predicted model, not a curated record
UGUGAGAGAAAAUCAUACAUGUGCGACUCGCCGAGCUUAUUAGCAGUGCAGCUGGAUCUCAUCAACCUUCUCCAAGCACACGAACAGUUGACAAGACCAGCCCCAGACUCCAAGCUGCAGGGAGGGACACUAGCCUACCUAACAAUAAGCCAAGAUGCGUGCCACGUUGCUCACGGGGAGCGCAGGCUUGCUGUUCAAGCUCGCCGCGGCCCAAUGCAAGACUGUCACCACGACGCAGGUGGGCAUCGCCACGACGGUGUCGGACCUGUCCGCCUUCCAGAGCUCCAUGGACGCCAAGUACUCCAAAACGGGCGGCGACAUCACCAACACCGUCUUCAUCCACACGUCGGUCUACACCUACCCGGGAGGCAGCUUCACGGGCUACGGCAUCUACGAGUCCGACGCCCUGGCAUCCGAGGGCUUCAACUUUGUGACCCAGACCGUCACGGAAACGUCGUGCGAGCCCACCGAGCCGCCCGAGACCGACGAGCCGUCCGAGACGCUGCCGCCCUCGCCGACGGGGUCCAUCUGCAGCCCGCACGGAGAUCACUGGCAUUGCCACCCCUCGCCCACCGGCACCGGCACCACCGCUGCUGAAACCUCCUCCUCCUCCUCAUCCGACCCGGAUGACGACGACGACGACGAACCCCCGGCCUCCACCGCGACCUGCACGCCGCACCACGAUCACUGGCACUGCCCGCCCGGCGUGCCGUCCCCAACCUACGCGCCCUCGGCCGCGCCGUCUCCUUCGACCCUGACGCGGGCACCGGCCACCACCACCGCGGCAACAAACGGGUCCUCGUCGCCAUCAUCCACGUCGGGUGGUGAUGCCCCGGCGGACUCGGCUGUGUCGACGGCUGGCGCCGCGAGCAAGCCCCACGCCCAGUCUGUUGCGCUGUCGGUGGUCCUCGGUUUGGGGAUUUUCGUCUAUGGCGGUGUGUUUUCAGAGAUACUCGCCGUCAUGAGCAGCUCUCGUAGGAACAAUGGCGGUAGUGGCAGCGGCAGCGGCAGCGGCAGCGGGAACUCCUCGUCCGCUUCCUCUCCGACCAGGCCUCCGCGAGAAAGGCAUCAUCUCAUACCGCGGAGCCCAUCUGCGCUGCUCUUCCCGCCCGCGCCGCCUCCGCUCCAUAUCACCAUCCGCUUCAGCACCGCGCUCCCCGACGUAGAACUCGAUAUCCCCUCGCCACAGCAGACCACCGUCGUUGCGCUCAAACACCUCAUACGCGGCCGCCUGGCAGCCGACGCCGGAUCUCAAGCGGAUAGCGAUGAGCCCUCCACACAGCCCACUCCCGCAGCGCAGGCCUCGCGCGCCCGCCUGCGCUUCAUCCACAACGGCCGCAUCCUCCCGGACGCCUCGGCCCUCAGCGCAGUCCUUAAAGCGCCCCCACCCCCGCCGCUUUCCCACCAACACAACGACCCGAAGGGCAAAUCACCCGCCGGCGUGCGCCCUCGCCAGCAACAGCGCGUCUUCAUAAACUGCAGCAUAGGCGACGAGCUCUCCACCACCGACCUCGAAGCCGAAGCCACCGCAGCCUCCGCUCCUCCUCCUCUAACGACCUUAACCCCCACCUCCCCGUUACCCUCCCCUUCCCCAUCGCGCUCCCCUGGCCCCCGUCCUCCUCAUCCUCUAAUAACCACCAACCUCCCACCCCCAGAAACCAACACCACCACCACCAACAACAACAACAAUGACGACGACGCCCUGGCCCAGGGAGGAGGAGCAGCAGCAGCCCAGACGGAAAGGCAACCGCUAGGCUUCGACCGACUCCAGCAAGCCGGCCUGACAGCGGCCGAGAUCUCGACGCUGCGCUCCCACUUCCGUGCCAUCCACACGGCCCGCUUCACGCCCGACACCAUGCCCAGCCCGGACACGCUGCGCGCUAUGGAGGACGCCUGGCUCGACAACAGCGGCCAGUCGUCGCAUGUGCCUCUUACUACUACUAUUCCUACUACUGCACAUGGCUACAACAACGCGAGCACCGGCGAUGUCGAUGUCGUCGUCGGGGACGGUGAUCAGGGCGGCGGCGGCGGGGAGGGGGCGAUGGACGACGCGUUCGGGCUGAGUGCCGUCGCGGGCCCGUUGAUCCAGGGGAUGCUGAUCGGGUUUGUGUUCCCCCUCGGGGUGAUUGGGUGGUUGGGCAAGGAAGACGGCGUGUGGUCGCGGAGGAUGCAGGUGUUUGUGGUGUUCGGGGUGUUGUUGAGCGUUUCGGUCGGGUUGGUUAGGGGGUUGACCGGGGAAGGGUGA